Contarinia nasturtii (swede midge) is the source of this 1289-nucleotide messenger RNA. RefSeq names its product shematrin-like protein 2. Bases 108 to 1127 code for a protein of 339 amino acids. The transcript has 6 exons. The record is from RefSeq and is a predicted model, not a curated record. Lineage: Eukaryota; Metazoa; Arthropoda; Insecta; Diptera; Cecidomyiidae.
CCAUCGAGCUCACCGAUAUAAAAGCCAAUCCACAAAUCAAAGCACAGUCAUUAGUUGUAAGCUACUUGAUUGAAACUAAAUAGAUAAUCGUGCGCGCGAUCAAUACGAUGGAUACGUAUUUUGCAUAUUUUAUUUUAUUCGCCACAAUAGCCGGCACCUUUUGUGUUGAGCCAAUUAAUGUGGAAGCAAAUACUCAACAAACAAUCAAAGAAGCUCAACCGGAGAAACGUUCAAUUGGUUUAAGUUCAUUGAAUGAUUGCGAUGGACCAUAUGGUGCUGUUGGUUUGCACGGUGGAUUGCAUAGCGGUGUUGCUGUUCAUAGUGAUUUGGCAUUAGGACUGCAUGGCGGCGCAUAUGCACCCAGUUAUUCAGGUGGUUAUUCAGGUGGUUAUUCAAGCGGUUAUUUGGCAUCGAGUGGAAUUCUUUCACAUGGAGGCAUUGGUCAUCUUGGUACGUUGGGAGCUGUUGUCGGCUCAUCACCAGUUCUUUCCGGAUACGCACAACAUGCACCAAUUUUAGCCUCUUCUGUUGUAUCGCAUGCACCCGUUUUGGCUGCUGCACCAACUGCCAUUGCCAUAGCACCAUCAGUAACCAAGGUUGUAACUCAACAAGUGCCCGUACCCGUCCCAGUUGAUCGGCCCUAUCCAGUUUUAAAACCAGUGCCCGUAGCCGUGCCAGUUGAUCGGCCGGUUGUCGUACCAAAGCCGGUGGCAGUACCUCAUCCAGUACCUUAUCCUGUACAUCACGUUGUCACAAAAAAAGUUACAGUUCCAUAUCCGGUGAUUGUUCCAUCACCAUCGGUUUCGUAUUCCGCACCAGAAGUGGUCGGUCAUGGAUUGUAUAGCCAUGGUUUGUAUGGAUCUUCGUAUGGAUCGUACGGAUCAUUUGGGUCAUCUUCUUAUGGAUCAUCUUCUUAUGCAUCACCAUGGUAUCCAUCUUCUUCUGGUAUAAAGGUAAUUUCUCCAUCAUAUAAAUCGUACUAUGGUGGUUAUGGUGGUCAUUACGGAGGAAGUGGAAGCUAUCAUGGUGGAAUAAGUAUUCAUGGCGGUGGUUUAGGCCUUAGUAUAGGCUCAAAGUAUGGAUCGCCGCUUAAAUUCGGUUUGAAAUACGGACAUUGGAAGAAAUAAGGGCGAACUGUUUUCAACUGAGCAAGACAUACUUAACUAUUUUUUUGUUCUUUAUUAUAUUUUGUGCCGCAGAAUCAAUGUUUGCCAUUAAUUUGUAAUAUGUUCAAUUUCGAUUUUUAUCCACAAAAGUCCGAAAUAAUAAAUAAAUAAAUUCUAUUUAUG